Messenger RNA from Daphnia magna, 1252 nucleotides. RefSeq lists its product as uncharacterized. Lineage: Eukaryota; Metazoa; Arthropoda; Branchiopoda; Diplostraca; Daphniidae. The transcript has 6 exons. The record is from RefSeq and is a predicted model, not a curated record. Bases 586 to 1194 code for a protein of 202 amino acids.
AUAUUGGCCAUUUGCCGUUAAAGUAGGAAAUCUGUUUGCUGAUUCCAAUCCGGAAUACAAGAAACUUACUCAGGACAUGGUGCCUUUUCUUUCACGUUCCCAUGGCUUAGGCCAUUUCUGGGCUUGUUCUGUACAAUGGACACUGGGAGAAAGAUGGGGUGGAUAUGUUGGGUGAAGAACAGGAGCAAGUUUUUUCCUACAUGGCCCGUCUAGUUUCAACGACAAAACAUCAGAGCAGAGCUAGUAGAUUUCUUGUGUUCUGCUAUCAAUUUCGAAAAAUCUGUCGUUCAAUAUUUGUUGUAUAGGUAGGAGAGACGACAUUUCAAGCGCUAUUCUUUACUUCAACCUCGAUAAACAGAAAAGAAUGAUUCCUUCUCUUUGUUUAUGGCUGAACAGAGCCAGGUGCAAAACACUUCUAUACGGGAAAAAACUACAAAGCAUGCUGGAUCAUCGUGGAUUAAAUAAAGAAGAUCUCCCUCUGAUACUUCAGCGAUUUAAAAAACAGGUGAAACUGGUUAACAGUAAGCUUUUACUGUCGACUGGGACAUAGAAAUUCUACAAAAGGAACUUGAAGGUGAAUGCCACAUGAUUAAAGUUCUUCACACACGCAACGCUACAUUUUUUGAUACAUGUAAGGCGCGAACAGCCAACAGAAAAAUUAUGUCCAAAAAGAAGAAAAGAGUAGAUACGAUCGUUGAACUGCUAAGCGGAAAGGGUAUAAAGGUGUCCAAGGAAAAUCUGAAUACCGGUUUCUUUCCUUGGCAUGACACCACGAAAUUAUCUCUUGGUGAAGACUACGAACUUAUCGACACCUGGAUGUUAUCUCUUCGCUAUGAGGAAGCUAUCGUCCAAGCUAAAAAGGAAAUGGGUGAAUUUAUUCGAUCACUCACCUCGCUAUGUUUUGAUCUUCAGAAUGACAUCAGGAACUACGAAAAAAUUAUGCCGGUUACGCUUCUCAACUAUAGUCGUUCAAUAAUGGCAACUACAGAAAUUGCCCGAAUCCGUGAACUCAUGGAAAAAGUAGUGAAUCAAUUCACGGACGCUCUCAAUCUAAAUAUCAGUGAGGACUUGGAAAUUGAACCGGAAGAUUUUAUAGAAAAGGUCGAGAAAGAGGAAGAACUGUUAGUAGCACUUCAAGAAGACACCGAUGAAUACAGCGACGAAGAUAAUUAUGAAGAAGACGACGAAUUUUGAACAAAGUAUACCUGGCCAUUUAUCCAUGCAUAUGUAGUAAAUACAUUCCUCAAACUUA